GUGCCGUACACGUGGCACAACAAGCUCGAUUAUCUCUUCCCCGCCUACAUCUAAGCUCUAGGGUUUCAUCAUUCGAAGAAACGCCGAAUCUUCACCAGCUCAUAAUUCCUGAAAAAGAAAAAGAAAGGAGAAGUUAAUUGUUAGUCAUUAUUGAGAUCUGAUUGUUUAUAAGAAAUGGAGAAGGAGCUAAUCGAGCUGUUCGAUGCGGUAAAGCGAGCGGCUGAUGCUGCCGCUGUUGACGGCGGUGCAGAUGAGAGUAGAUGCCUUGACGCGUUGAAGCGCCUCAAGAAAUUCCCUGUUAAUUAUCAAGUCCUCGUCUCUACACAGGUGGGCAAACGCCUCCGAAUAUUGACAAAACAUCCGAGGGAGAAGAUCCAGGCGUUGGCUUCUGAUGUAGUGAAGAACUGGAAGACUAUAAUUGUGAGAGAGACAAUGAAAAAUAAGAACAGCAAUGAAGUAAAUGGGGAAUCUGUAAAAGCUGAAUGUGCUGGCGAUGAUGGUGGUGAAGGGAAUAAAUUUCAGCAUGUGAACUCGGUGAAGGUUGAAAAGGUGUCAAGGGUUGAGAAUGUGAAGGUUGAGAGGUCAAGUUUUGAGAGGUCAAGUAAGUCUCUGACUCCAAAAUCUGAGAGAGCAGUGACUUCAGAAAGUUCCUUCACCGGCAUACAGUCUGAGAAUGCUACUGUUUUGAAGACUGAGAGUACAACUUCCAAAAGUGUAAAGAUUGAGAAGAAACCCAAGGAUGAGAAAUUGAGCUCUAAUGUGGCAAGUGCUGCCCCACCAAAGCUGUCUGCUCUCGUUUAUUGUAAGGAUUCUGUGAGAGACAAAGUUCGGGAGCUCCUUGCUGAGGCUCUUUGCAAAGUCUCAAGUGAAGUUGAUGACGAUUUGAGGGAUGCUGUGAAUGCCUGUGAUCCUUAUAGAGUUGCAGUUCAGGUUGAGACUGCAAUGUUUGAGAAGUGGGGUAGAUCUAGUGGUGCCCAGAAGUUUAAGUAUAGGUCAAUAAUGUUUAACAUCAAGGAUCCAAACAAUCCAGAUUUCAGGAGGAAAGUCCUUAUAGGACAGUAUCCACCUCGUAGUAUUAUUGAAUUGAGCCCAGAAGAUAUGGCAAGUGAUGAAAGGCAAAAGGAGAAUAAGAAGAUUAAAGAAAAAGCAUUAUUUAAUAGCGAGCUUGGAGGUCCUCCGAAGGCCAGUACUGAUAAGUUUAAGUGUGGUAGGUGCGGGAAAAAUCAAACCACUUACUACCAGAUGCAAACUCGGAGUGCUGAUGAACCGAUGACCACAUAUGUCACAUGUGUAAACUGCGAUAAUCGCUGGAAAUUCUGUUAAGCUUGAUCUAGUUAGCAUUUGUAACUCAGUGGUAUCACAUGAUGAACUUCAUAGGUCCUUUCGCAACUAUGAUGUAGUUUGUAGGUUAUUUUUUAAUUGCCUUAUUUGAGGCGGUCUCUGAUAUGCAUGGUACGAUCGCCCAAGCUAUUUUAUUGUACGGGAUAUUGUGACACUGAACUGUCUUUUUCUUUUCUGAGUCAAAAUUGUAGCACAAGUUUAUUACCAGCCCUUUUUUGUCUAUCUAUGCUUGAUCAGAGA
Messenger RNA from Lycium ferocissimum, 1581 nucleotides. RefSeq names its product transcription elongation factor TFIIS-like. The transcript has 2 exons. Gene Ontology annotation, molecular function: nucleic acid binding; zinc ion binding. Gene Ontology annotation, biological process: DNA-templated transcription; transcription elongation by RNA polymerase II. The record is from RefSeq and is a predicted model, not a curated record. NCBI's taxonomy places the organism in Eukaryota, Viridiplantae, Streptophyta, Magnoliopsida, Solanales, Solanaceae. Gene Ontology annotation, cellular component: nucleus. The coding region runs from base 175 to 1323 and encodes 382 amino acids.